AAGCUUAACUGAAAAAAGCUUAAUGACUUGUGGCAUCUUACUACAACAGGGGGAGGUGUUUGCUGCCUGUCCUGUGUACAGAAGCCAUUCUGAUUUGAACCCAGCCAGAGCUUGGAAACAAAAAAAGCUCACAGAGCAGAGUUCACAUUCAGUUCGGGCAGGGCAUUGCUGCAGAGAGGCAGCAAAAACAACAGCACAAGCCAGCCUUCUUCUCCAGACAACAGGACCUGUGUUUAGGCAGAGCAUGGGAUUACAUGGGUCUAAGCACCCUCAGCAGGCUCAGAUUGUGAUGCUGGGCCUGGAUGGUUCAGGAAAGUCCACCCUGCUCUAUAAGCUCAAAUACAACGAGUGUGUCAUCACUGUGCCGACGGUUGGCUUCAACGUAGAGAUGUUGGAGACAGAGGCGAGGGGUCCUGGGUUGACCGUGUGGGACGUGGGGGGCCAGCAGAGGAUGAGGCCCUACUGGAAACACCACUACCAGGGGACAGGUGCUGUGGUGUUUGUGGUGGACAGCUGGGACCGCCGGCGUCUGGAGGAGGCCAGAAAAGAGCUUCAUACGGUGCUGAAGAAUGUGAGUUUAAAGAGGGUUCCUCUGGUGAUCCUGGCCAAUAAGCAGGAUCUCCCUGGGGCAGCAAACCCCCAAGAGGUCAUCCACAGGUUAGACCUGAGGAGAGUGUGUGAAAACAGGGACUGGUUUGUCCAGCCAUGCUGUGGACGGACUGGUGUGGGACUGGAGGAAGGCUUCAGAAUGGUUGCCUAUCUGCUAAAGAUUUCAUUGAAACAGACUGAGGUGGAUAUAAAGAACACAGUAAAACAAUUGAAACCUAAAGCCAUUCUGAUGAUGACCAAGAGACAAGGUCUGGGCCAAAGUUAGGACCAGCAUAAAACCCAGUGGCUGGGUGUUACAAUUUCCCAUGGAUUAUGUUUAUACUCUUCUAACUGAGUUGAUGAAGGCUCAGAACGACCUGUUAGAUCAUUCUAAUUCACAGAUACUCGGACAAGAUUCUCUACACUAGAACAAACUUGGGAUAACAUAUCACAAAGCUCAUUGUCUUAAGUCAGAUAGUGUGAUGAUGCUCCAGGAAAGUGAUCCACAUACUGACGCAAUCUGACGUGAGACAAUGGAUAAAGCAAUAAUUUUGCACAUUGGUUGAUUGUUUCAGUGUCCUGUAAUUGUAAUACAUUUAUGUUAAUAUCUGAACAUUACUUUGAUUGAAAUUAAUUUAUAUUUAAAUGAAAAACCACUGUAGUCCUUAACUGUUGUUAAAGGUUGAUGGGAUUCAAGAUAGA
Molecule: messenger RNA, 1290 nt
Organism: Esox lucius (northern pike)
Lineage: Eukaryota; Metazoa; Chordata; Actinopteri; Esociformes; Esocidae
Product: ADP-ribosylation factor-like protein 14
Exons: 2
Coding region: 23-874 (283 amino acids)
Biological process (GO): vesicle-mediated transport; intracellular protein transport
Cellular component (GO): cytoplasm
Molecular function (GO): GTPase activity; GTP binding
Source: RefSeq, a predicted model, not a curated record